AUGGCAAUAAUCAGUCGAUUUUCAACUUUAACUACUUUAUGUUUAUUGAUUUUAAUUAUUCAAACCAAUGCUGGUAAAGCUACUGAAAAAUUCUUUAUGGAUAAAAUGUGCGGUCAAGAUCAUUUAGUUCUUGAUGGAGAUAAAAGACCGGGCAUUUCAUUUCAAUUAACAAACAGUAAUAAAUAUAAAUCUAACACAAAUUGUACGGUGAAAUUUCGAACUGCUCAACCAAGUCAACGAAUAGUUAUUACAGUAGAAAAAAUGGAUAUUGCUGAUUGUCCAAGUGAUACAUUACUUAUCUAUGAUGGUACAACAGUACUUAAUAAAAAUGCAAAUCAACAAUGUGGUUCACCUGCAUUCUUUACAUUCACAAGCUCAACAACACAAGUAUCAAUAACAUUUCAAAGUAAUUCAGCUGUAGAAUCAAGUGGAUUUCAAAUGGCAAUUGCACUUCAUUUUCCUACGGUUCCUGCAUGUCCUCAAAAUCUUGGUUUUUAUCAAUGUAAAAAUCGAAAUUGUAUUUCGAAACAAUUGAAAUGUGAUGGACGGAAUCAUUGUGGUGAUAGUACAGAUGAAAAUGAAUGCAGUUUAAUUUCUCAUUAA
Messenger RNA from Adineta steineri, 603 nucleotides. The record is from the annotation of a GenBank genome assembly. NCBI's taxonomy places the organism in Eukaryota, Metazoa, Rotifera, Eurotatoria, Adinetida, Adinetidae.